GCCAACCACUGUCCUAGCAGGACAUCUCACUCCUCCUGUCAUUGUUUUUGACCGUCAGCUGACAAAUUCCUACAGCUCAAACCAUGCUGCAAUUAUGAUGAUGUUCGAAUCCCACAGCCUGUGUGUUUUUUCUUUUUUUUACUGGAGGAGCAUUUGAGACAAGCAGUGUUUUGGCCAUAUUUGGCCAUUUUCUUGCCUGGUCAUGUUCUUAAAUCACUUAUAUUGGCCACAUCUCACCAGUCUCCAGUCUGUCUUCUGUUUUGGUUCAAUGUGCGCGAGUGGGGGGACUUCAAACAUUUCAGAAUAAUUAUGCUUCGCCUGGUAAAACAUGAUCCUUUCCAAUGUCAUCGGUGGAAGGCUGCCUGUCUUUUAUCUUUCUUUUAUAGUCCUUGCAGUACAUGGAACGUGUCUACAGUUAUUACAUGACUAAGGUUACACUCUACUUUAAAACACUUAAGCUGUCUGCAGGACCGAGCUCAUCUAACUUUCUAACCUCACAGAGGUCAGCCUCCUAUUCCUUAGUGUAAAAUAGAACAGAUAUGUGGCAUACAUACAUACAAUUAGAUGGUGGAUGGCUUAUGUGAUCAUGUGUGUCUCAUGUGUGACACAUCUAGGGAUGGGAGGUUAAGGGGCACAUAUGACCACCAGGUUUUAAUCUCUUGUUGGCUUGACCUAAAGUUAAGCAAAGCUUUCCAUGUGGAUGGGAGACAGUUGAAGAGGGUCUAAAACCAAAGCAAUAUAUUUUUUUUCAUAUUAAUAUAAACUCUCGUUGUCUCUUCUGUCUAAUAUACAGGAAGCUCAGGGGCACCAUGUCCAGGUCAGACUUCCCACCGGGCUAUGAUGACUCCCGGGCCCCUCUUUACAAUGCCCAAGGAGGGAACUACCCACCUCCCCCUUCCUAUGACUUCUCACCAUACGGAGGUCAGCCUCAGCCAGGCCCUUAUCCAGGAGCGCCCAAUGCCCAGCCAUCUGCACCCUACCCUGGCCAGCCAUCUGCACCCUAUCCUGGCCAGCCCUCUGGACCCUACCCUGGCGAGCCCUCUGGACCCUACCCUGGCCAGCCUGGAGGGUACUCACAGUCAGGUCCUAAGCCAGGCCUGGGGUACCCACCCUCUGGGAUGCCUCCCAUGCCCAUCUUCAUACCCCCAACCAUGCCCAGCACAGCAGGAGAUGUCGAGGGCUUCACCACAUCUGGAGACUGGGAUGAUAUCAGUAUUCGGCACAAGUUCAUUCGUAAAGUAUACCUGAUUCUGACUGCUCAGCUUGCUGUCACGGUUGGAAUUGUAGCAGUUUUCUGUUUUGUGGAGCCAGUGAGCAAAUUUGUCAGAAAUAAUCCAGCUCUCUACUGGGCAUCAUAUGCUGUGUAUUUCAUCACUCAUAUUGUGCUUGUUUGCUGCAAUGGACCCAGGAGGCGCUACCCAUGGAACCUGAUUCUCCUGAGCAUUUUUACUCUUGCAUUGUCUUACAUGGCAGGAACAAUCUCCAGCUACUAUAGCACCCAAGCUGUGUUUCUUGCACUGGGCAUCACAGCUAUAGUGACCAUUGCUGUUACUGUAUUCUGCUUUCAGACCAAGGUGGACUUCACAAAAUGCCAGGGCCUCUUCUGUGUCCUGGGAAUAGUCAUUUUUGUGACUGGCAUCAUCACAACCAUUGUCCUCUCAAUUAAAUAUAUUCCAUGGCUUCACAUGCUGUAUGCAGCAAUUGGAGCUAUUGUGUUCACACUUUUCCUGGCCUACCACACCCAGCUUCUGAUCGGUAACAGGAAGUACUCCAUCGGCCCUGAGGAGUACGUGUUCGCUGCUCUCUCUAUCUACGUUGACAUUAUCCAAAUCUUCCUGUUCCUCCUACAAAUCAUUGGAGCUUCAAACCGAUGAGUCUUAACUACUCAACACACCUGUGUAGCACUUUCAUGAUAUUAAGGUACACAAAUGAAAGUAUAUCAGAAUACAACAUAUAAAAAUGGAGCAACAUGGGUUACAUUUAGGCUGUUAUUCUAUAUCAUCUAUGCUUUGUAACGGACAGAUAUCAUACAAAAGAUAACUUGGUAAUCUCAACCCCAGAAUACGCCCAUGCAAGGGUAUCUGGCAGUCACUGAUGGCAUACUGUGUUCACUGAGAAAGAAGGCACACUUAUGCCCAUUGACAAUGAAUGAACAGACUUUCAUGCAGAAUAUCUACCAUUUUCAACACUGAUGUGAUGUUAUACAUCAAAGUUGCACAGCUAUAUUCCUAUACUUUUUUUCUAUCACUGUAUUAAAUAUUUGACUAGUUUGAAUAUAUAUAUAUAUAUAUAUAUAUCAUGAGAUGACAAUCAAAAUAUGUUUUUAUGCACUAUCUGUAUUGCUGUUUUGUUACAUCAAUGCUGUGUUCACUUUAUACAAUUGGCAAUGGUUGACUGUGUUCCUUAUUUUUAUACAGAAAUAAAUUUGCCUCUUUACUGUUGGAUAAUCAAAGCAGACAUGAAAAAGGAUGAAUAUAAUUUGAGAUUUUAUUGUUAAUUAGUAAUCCGUGUACGAGUAACAGAUCAUUUAAUCUUUAUAUAAAAACACAAGGAUUUAGCAAAUGCAUACUUCCUUUUGUAGCUGUUAAUAAAUUGUUGAUAAAUAAAACAUUUAAUUCUG
Messenger RNA from Clupea harengus (Atlantic herring), 2620 nucleotides. RefSeq names its product transmembrane BAX inhibitor motif containing 1a (gene tmbim1a). The coding region runs from base 810 to 1874 and encodes 354 amino acids. The record is from RefSeq and is a predicted model, not a curated record. The transcript has 11 exons. Gene Ontology annotation, cellular component: membrane; Golgi apparatus; endoplasmic reticulum. Gene Ontology annotation, biological process: negative regulation of apoptotic signaling pathway. Lineage: Eukaryota; Metazoa; Chordata; Actinopteri; Clupeiformes; Clupeidae.